This is a messenger RNA of Anneissia japonica, 1800 nucleotides long. Its product is annotated as helicase SKI2W-like. Gene Ontology annotation, molecular function: ATP binding; nucleic acid binding; RNA helicase activity. Lineage: Eukaryota; Metazoa; Echinodermata; Crinoidea; Comatulida; Comatulidae. Gene Ontology annotation, biological process: nuclear-transcribed mRNA catabolic process, 3'-5' exonucleolytic nonsense-mediated decay. The coding region runs from base 1 to 1800 and encodes 599 amino acids. Gene Ontology annotation, cellular component: Ski complex. The transcript has 14 exons. The record is from RefSeq and is a predicted model, not a curated record.
AUGCACUUGGUUGUUACAAGACAAGAAGUCAUGAGGAUUGUCAUCUCAUUUUCAUACACAGACCACUCCAAUAAACAGAAACAAGCUUCUGGUUUGACAAUGAUUCAACCAUCAUCCAGUCAAAAAAGGAAGCCAUCUCAGCUACCUCAGGCAGUUAUGGUAAACACGUCUGUUGAAAACUUCACAAGGGAAGUUCCUAAAAUGGCACAUGAGUGGGAAUUUAAGUUGGAUGUGUUUCAGAAACAAGCUAUACUGCAUCUGGAAAAGAAACACAAUGUGUUUGUAUCAGCUCACACAUCAGCUGGGAAAACGGUUGUUGCGGAAUAUGCUGUAGCUCUCUCUCUCGAACAUGGUACCAAGGCAAUAUAUACAUCACCAAUCAAGACAUUGUCCAACCAGAAGUACUGGGAUUUCAAGAAUAUAUUUGGUCGUGAACAUGUUGGCCUGCAGACAGGAGAUAUCCAAUUGAAUGAAAAAGCUUCCUGUGUCAUCAUGACAACUGAAAUUCUAAGGUCAAAACUGUAUGAUCAGGACCUCAGUGAUCUGGAAUGGGUCAUCAUUGAUGAAGUACAAUACAUUGGUGAUAAAGUGAGAGGAGUCGUUUGGGAGGAGGUUUUGAUCAUGCUACCAGAUACUGUAAAACUGGUUCUUCUGAGUGCAACAUUCAGUAACACUAUGGAGUUUGCUAAUUGGAUUGUGAAGAUAAAAAAACAAUCAGUCUAUGUAAUUUGUACUGCAAAACGACCCGUGCCUCUGCAUCAUUACAUUUAUACUGGAACUCAGAACAUCACAGAAAAUCAACUGUUUGAAAUUGUAGAUGAGUCUAAACGUUUCAACAAUGAAAACUAUCGAAGAGCUUGGGCUGCGUAUGAAAACCAAAAGAGAGCAGGUUUACGAAAUGUCAAGCAAAGAAAUCAGUACUUGCCAUUUGUCACAAUGGUACUAUACCAAUUAGAUUAUUUACCAGCACUUGUGUUUACAUUCGCGAAAGCAAAAUGCAGAGAUACUGCAUUGACUUUACUGGGCGCUGAUCUGACAAGCCGAAAAGAGAAGAGUGAAAUUGCAGUUUUUUUGAAUAACUCCUUGAAAAGCUUGACAGAGUCAGACAAGAAAUUAUUCCAGAUCAUUCAGUUGAAGGAGAUGCUGAUGAUGGGUAUAGCUUAUCACCACAGUGGAGUCUUGCCACUUUUGAAGGAAAUUGUAGAACAUCUGUUCCAAAAGGGUCUUGUGAAGGUCCUAUUUGCUACAGAGACAUUUGCUAGCGGUGUAAAUAUGCCAGCAAGAACUGUGAUCUUUGACUCCAUUAAUGAAAAGUAUGAUAGAGUGAAGAGACGUACUGUUAAUUCAGCCGAAUACAUUCAGAUGGCUGGCAGAGCAGGUAGAAGAGGCAAGGAUGACCAUGGUUUCUCUAUCAUUCUAUGCGGAGAUCGCAUUCCUAAUGAUUCAAUAUUAAGAAGUUUCCAACAAGGAAAGGCUUGUCCUGUUGAAUCUCAGUUUUACCUCAAGGAUAGCAUGAUCCUAAAUUUACUUCAUAGGGCUAAGUUCCGAAUACAGGAUAUCCUCAAGCAAAGCUUUGCAGAGUAUUGCAGAGAUUUAUCUAGGGAAACGGAACUUUUAGCUUUGAAACAUAGGUUAAAUGACAUCAAACCUGCACCUUGUGGCCUGUGCGAAGAGGAUCUGGAACAGUACUAUUACACAUACAAAAAGAUUAAUAGUUUAAGACCAUAUUUACAGAAUUACGACACAUGCCUAAGGAAGGAUAUUGCAGACUCUCGCCCAAAUGUCAUUGUCAUUUGUUGA